Gossypium raimondii (Peruvian cotton) is the source of this 1449-nucleotide messenger RNA. RefSeq names its product stemmadenine O-acetyltransferase. The transcript has a single exon. The record is from RefSeq and is a predicted model, not a curated record. NCBI's taxonomy places the organism in Eukaryota, Viridiplantae, Streptophyta, Magnoliopsida, Malvales, Malvaceae. The coding region runs from base 14 to 1273 and encodes 419 amino acids.
AACAGCCUAAAACAUGAAGCCUGAGGUUGAAGUAAUAUUGGAAGAGAUAAUCAAGCCAUCUUCUCCGACUCCUCAACAAUUUCGCCAUUACCAACUCUCCUCACUUGAUCAACAAAUACCACCAGUUUAUAACCAUCUGGUCUUGUUCUACCCCGCCACAACCAAUGCCCAAACCUACAACUUUAAGCUGUCGGUAUCCCAGGCCCUAACCCACUUCUAUCCCCUAGCGGGACGCAUCAAAAACAACUCCAUUGUCGACUGCAAUGACGAGGGGAUUCCCUUUAAAGAAGCCCAAGUCAAGUGCCGGCUUUCAGAUUUUUUACACGAUCCACUCCCUCAACAACUCAACAAAUUGUACCCUUUUCCUCUCGAUGAUGCUGCGGAGUUGCCCAUGGGGAUCCAAUUCAACACUUUCCUUUGUGGUGGAAUCGGGAUUGGUGUGUGUGUUUCACAUAAAAUCGGCGAUGCUUUAUCCUUUUUUACGUUUUUGAAUUCGUGGGCAGCCAUUGCUCGUGGGGACACGAAGAACGUGGUCUUGCCUGAGUUGGUAUCGGCCAAGCUUUUUCCCCCGCGGAACGUAUCAGUGCCUGAACCAGUAAUGGAAAAAAGUGAAAAGAAUAUAGCGACGAAGAGGUUGGUGUUCAGUGCUUCUAAAAUAGAGGAAAUCAGAGCGAAAUACGCUGUCGAUCAUGAAAUCCGCCCUUCACGUAUUGAGGCCUUGUCUGCUUUCAUAUGGAGCCGCUUCAUUGCUUCCACUAAGGAAAAACCAAGCCCUAAUGGAUUCUACGUGAUUUUUCAUACAGUUAAUAUACGUACAAAAUUUGAGCCCCCGCUGUCAGCUCAGUCUUUUGGGAACAUUUUUCGACUUGCCGUAACAGUUCCUUCCCUGGACAAUGGAAAAGAUGAUGGGUCUAAACUUGUUAGCCAAAUAAGGGACUCCAUUAGAAAAAUCGACAAAGAAUACGUGAGGAAACUUCAGGCUGGUGAGGAUUUAUUCGAGUCAACCAACCAAGGGGAUGAAAAGGGAGAGACGAUCCCUUUAGUUUUCACUAGUUUAUGCAGGUUUCCACUAUACGAAGCUGAUUUUGGUUGGGGAAAACCAGUAUGGAUCGGUUCUGCAAGCUUGAGCGCCAAGAAUCUGGUUGUCUUCAUGGAUACUGCAACUGGUGAUGGCAUAGAAGCUUGGAUUAAUCUAAAGGAGGAAGACGUGGCUAAAUUUGGAAGUGAUGAAGAAUUGCUUGCAACAUUCAAAAGCACUGUUGUUUGGGAAUGAUAGCUACCACAGUUGUCAGAGUUUUAGGUUGCUUUCCAUAUAAUUUGAUUAAGGAAUAAAGAUUAUCUGGUCCUACACCUGUUGUGAAAUAUUUGUAUUUGAUGAUAUAAUAGUUAUUAUACACUUUAAAAUUAAUUUAGUCUAUGGAGAUAAGGCCUCUUUUGUAUGCCCAAUAA